AUGCGCGCCCAAAGGAGUUCUGCCUUGAACCUCCCACUGAAAUAUCAGCUCUCGAACGAACGGACCCUCGGUGGACCACCACGUAGCCUUCUCUGGAUUGGUGCCGAAUGGAUCAUCUGUUAUACGAGCGCAUUUAAAAGUCGUCUCACAGAAUACCAGGUCAUUGGCCGCCAUCUGCCAACUGAGGCAAACCCAGCACCAAAGCUGUACCGGAUGAGAAUCUUUGCGCCAAACACCGUGGUUGCAAAGUCCCGUUUCUGGUACUUCUUGAUGAAGCUGCGAAAGGUCAAGAAGUCAAACGGCGAGAUUGUCAGCUUGAACGUGAUCCACGAGAAGCGCCCCUUAAAGGUCAAGAACUUCGGUAUCUGGAUCCGAUAUGACUCCCGCUCUGGCACCCACAACAUGUACAAGGAGUACCGUGAGAUGUCAAGAACCGAUGCUGUCGAGGCUCUCUACCAAGAUAUGGCUGCCAGACACAGAUCCCGAUUCCGGUCGGUCCACAUCCUCAAGGUUGUUGAGCUCGAGAAGACCGACGACGUCAAGCGCCCAUACAUCAAGCAACUCCUCACCAAGGACCUAAAAUUUCCUCUUCCUCAUCGCGUUUCUAAGGCAGCCGGCACAAAGAUUUUCGUUGGAAAGCGACCAUCGACCUUUUAUUGA
Messenger RNA from Venustampulla echinocandica, 660 nucleotides. Its product is annotated as 60S ribosomal protein L20. The record is from RefSeq and is a predicted model, not a curated record. Gene Ontology annotation, biological process: translation. The transcript has 4 exons. The coding region runs from base 1 to 660 and encodes 219 amino acids. NCBI's taxonomy places the organism in Eukaryota, Fungi, Ascomycota, Leotiomycetes, Helotiales, Pleuroascaceae. Gene Ontology annotation, cellular component: cytosolic large ribosomal subunit; ribosome. Gene Ontology annotation, molecular function: structural constituent of ribosome.